Molecule: messenger RNA, 566 nt
Organism: Symbiodinium pilosum
Lineage: Eukaryota; Dinophyceae; Suessiales; Symbiodiniaceae
Source: the annotation of a GenBank genome assembly
GCCUGGUUACCCCUAGGACGCUGAACUUUGCAAUUGGGACCGUGCCCCUGCUGGCAACGCUGCCGCCACAGGCCUUCUCGCAGACGAGCCGCUGCACAGCGAAUGCCGUCGAAUGCAGCUCUGGCGGAAAGACCACAAACGCUGAAGACCAGCGAAGAGCCAAAGAGCUCCGGGAACAAGCCGGGCUGUCCGACAUCUCGGCUUCCGCAGAAGCCCUGGAACAGAUUCCAGGCGUGAUCAUUGAUGAGGGCACCUUCAAGUAUGUUCUCUUGCGUGUCACUGCUGCGAGUGGUGAGCAGAAGUAUUUGGUCCGUGGCACCUUGGGCGCCGCUUACCACAAGGAUGUGGCCAUCCCGUAUGUCCGCGCGUAUCUUCAGGAGGGCUUCGGCGUUGAGGUCCUGGGUGGCGGCCGGAUUCUGCAUGAUGUUCCCAGGGGCUUCUUGAAAAUUUACGGCUUCUCCUACGGAUUUCCCUGGGCUGACGGCGCGGGGCACCAGAUCUCUGCUGAGGUCUGCAAGGACUUCUUGUCCGGCUAUGAGGUAGACUGGUCAGACGAAGGCUACUGA